Parnassius apollo (apollo) is the source of this 588-nucleotide messenger RNA. NCBI's taxonomy places the organism in Eukaryota, Metazoa, Arthropoda, Insecta, Lepidoptera, Papilionidae. The record is from the annotation of a GenBank genome assembly.
AUGCUGGUGACCUAUUUGGAAGCCAGCCGGGACCUUUGCGAGACGGACUCAAUUCUUUUUGGCGCCGCACUGGCGGUGUGCCGUAUUAUAGGCGCCAAACUUUCCACGGCUGGACGCGCUACUGGACAAAGUAGCGCUAUCCCAGCCUGGAGAAUAAGAAUCGAAGAACGUAUCGCAAAGGAUAGGGCCCUCAUCGGCAGACUGAUAUGCUUCAGGUCAGGCAACAACAGGCCAAGGAUUGUGCGCACCGUCAGGAUGGCAUUUGCUGGGACAAAUGUUAGUUUAUCCCUGCCGGAUAUAAUGCAAAAACUGACAGAGCGCAUAGACGACCUGAAGCAGAGAAUCGCUGCUUGGGGAAAGCGGAUUCGGCGAUAUACCGAGAGUUCGACACGGUUUAACCAGAAUCGUCUCUUCCAGAGUGAUCAGAAGAGGCUCUAUAAAUCGUUGGAGCGACCAACGGUAAGUGGAACGGGCCCAGCACCAAAUCAGGCCGACACUGUAGCUCAAUGUAACAAAAUGGAUGUCUGGGCGGCGGUUGUGGAACCAAGGAACCACUCCUCAUUGACGCGGUCAUUGGCAAAGUGGUGA